Molecule: messenger RNA, 811 nt
Organism: Lactuca sativa (garden lettuce)
Lineage: Eukaryota; Viridiplantae; Streptophyta; Magnoliopsida; Asterales; Asteraceae
Product: protein PLANT CADMIUM RESISTANCE 3
Source: RefSeq, a predicted model, not a curated record
GCCAUAAAACCAAAUAUCACCAUUUCCAAGAUUCGCCACCAGCAAAUAUCAUGUACCCUUCUCAUCCACAAGACUAUCCUCCACAAUCAUAUUACCAACCACCGGCACCACCAGAAUCGAAUUACCAACCACCGCAGUAUGCCACAGGUAUUCCAGGUCAAUACGUGGUUCCUCAGCCCAUUAACGGGAAAUGGUCCAGCAGCCUUUGUGCCUGCUGCUCGGAUGUACCCAACUGUUGCUUAACAUGUUGGUGUCCAUGCAUUACUUUUGGACAAAUUGCUGAGAUUGUUGAUAAGGGGAAUACUUCCUGUGGAGUACAUGGAGCUCUUUAUGCAAUAAUUGCAGCAUUCACAUGUUGUGGAUGUUUGUAUUCUUGUAUAUUUCGGAGCAAGAUGAGGAGCCAAUAUGGACUGCAUGAGACUCCUUGCAACGAUUGCCUUGUUCAUGUCUGUUGCGAACCCUGUGCGUUGUGUCAAGAGUAUCGUGAGCUUAAACAUAAUGGAUUUGACAUAUCUAUAGGAUGGCAAGGUAACAUGGAGAGACAGAAUUAUGGAGUACAAAUGCCACCUAUGACUCCGGGAGGAAUGUACCGUUAAACUACACAUUCAUCACUUCAUUCACGAAUUAAAGAUAUUUUCCAUGGUGCAUUGAAUUUUAUGUUGGUAAAAAUGAUUCGACAGCAUAAUUGUUUCGUAAAAAACGCUCGCCAAAUUAUUGGUAAAUAUAUUUUCCUUGGUAUUUUGAAUGUUAUCAUAUUGUAAUAACGUGCGUGUAGCUUAAUCGUGAGUUGUAUUUAAUUUUUAUUUUAUAA